This is a messenger RNA of Hypomesus transpacificus, 6227 nucleotides long. RefSeq lists its product as uncharacterized. Gene Ontology annotation, molecular function: calcium ion binding; potassium:chloride symporter activity. The transcript is spliced from 26 exons. Lineage: Eukaryota; Metazoa; Chordata; Actinopteri; Osmeriformes; Osmeridae. Gene Ontology annotation, cellular component: membrane. Gene Ontology annotation, biological process: chloride ion homeostasis; cell volume homeostasis; potassium ion homeostasis. The record is from RefSeq and is a predicted model, not a curated record. The coding region runs from base 258 to 5609 and encodes 1783 amino acids.
GAAGUAUUGGCCAAACAAACAUUAACUUGCUGACGUUUGAUGACCACGUCGCGUUGUGAACUGAGGAAAUUGGCUAUGAAAAGUUACUAGCAGGUUAAUCAUUAGGACAAACAAUGGUCGUGUUUUCGACCAUAUAAUGGAACAUAGUAUGGUACAGUAGAACGAGGAAAAGAAGGGAUGUAAGAGAAAGGAGGAAGAACAAACUUAUUUUUUUAAUCGAAGUGUGUCAUGGCUUCUCGUUCUUAACAAGGUCACACAUGGAUGAUGGGAUGGAGCUCCUAAAGGCUGCGGAGGCUGAGAUCCAAACUCCCCAUGUCCAGGAUCUCUUCCAUGAGGACGCACAGCGGUCCCAGCGGCACUCUCAACCAUGGUGGAGGGUGAAGCUGUUCGUUUGGGAGCCAGUCCUCUUCGGUACCUGGGAUGGAGUCUUUACAACCUGUAUGAUCAACAUAUUUGGUGUGGUGCUGUUCUUACGAACUGGCUGGCUAGUGGGAAACACGGGUGUGUGGCUUGGAAUGCUCCUGGUGUCUGUGGUGGUUCUUGUUGCCCUGGUGACGGUGAUGUCUGGUGUAGGUGUUUGCGAGCGCUGCGCAGUAGGCAGUGGGGGGGUGUACUCCAUGAUCUCUACUACCCUGGGGGGCAGAGUCGGAGGGACAGUGGGCCUGCUCUAUGUGUUCGGCCAGUGUGUGGCUGGGGCCAUGUACAUCACAGGCUUCUCGGAGUCCAUCGCGGAGCUGCUGACCCUGCAGAGUGAGUGGGUGGUGCGGGGCAUCUCGGUCUCCGUCCUGCUGGCUCUGCUAGGGAUCAACCUGGCAGGGGUCAAGUGGAUCGUCCGCCUGCAGCUGCUGCUACUUGCCGUGCUGGCCAUCUCCACGCUGGACUUUGUAAUCGGGACCUUCACCCACCUUGACCCAGAGCAUGGUUUCGUCGGGUACUCUCAGGAGCUUCUGAGGAGCAACAGCCUGCCAGACUACACCGCAGGGGAAGGCUUCUUCACCGUGUUUGGCGUCUUCUUCCCCGCCGCCACAGGUGUAAUGGCGGGCUUCAACAUGAGCGCUGAUCUCCAGAGACCUGAGCAUAACAUCCCAGUGGGAACGCUGGCAGCCGUCUUCACAUCGUGGUUCCUGUAUCUGGUCUUUGUGUUUCUGCUCGGAGCCAUCUGCACCAGAGAAGCGCUUCGCUACGACUUCUUAAUAGCGGAAAAGGUCUCCUUGGUGGGUUUCCUGUUCCUGCUGGGCCUCUACAUCUCCUCCCUGGCUUCCUGCAUGGGCGGCCUGUACGGAGCACCCAGGAUCCUCCAGGUCAUUGCCCAGGAGAGGGUCAUCCCUGCCCUGGCCUUCUUGGGACAAGGGAAAGGCCCUAACAAGACCCCGGUGGCAGCCAUCUGUCUAACCAGCCUACUGACCAUGGCCUUCAUCUUCAUUGGCCAAGUCAACAUCUUGGCGUCCAUUGUCACCAUCAACUUCAUGCUCACCUACAGCUUCAUAGACUAUUCCUACUUCAGCAUGGUCAUGACCUACGACCUCCAAGCCAAGGAGAGAAGCCCUGGCUUGGCCAAAACGAACAAUGUCACCCCCCUCAAACAGGUCAGCAAACCCCUGCUCGAGGUCAGCCACCCAGGCUACGGGACAGAGGGGGGCAGUGGGAGCCGAGGCAAGGGCACCCUGCUGGAGUUCACGCGAGACAUGGACCAGAUCUUCCCCCUCCCUACUGAGAGGCCUGUAGAGUCUGAGAAUGGGACUGGGCACGGAGAGCCGAGAGGGAAGAGCAAGAGAGCAAAGGCUGCUGCCAAGCAGACGUUGAUGGAUAGUUUUGGCCUCGAUCUGGACAGCAAUGCUUCCCCGGAUGAGAGAAGGGAGAAGAUGGACCCGGCUCUGCUGCCCAGGGAGGAUGGAGCUCCCCAGGGAAGCCUGGGAGAGCCGCCGGGGCUGGACAUCGAACAGAAGAGACGUGUCAAAAGAAGUCCCAGUCAGAGUUCCGAGGAGCCAGAUCAUCCGCCUGGUCUGUACAGUCAGAUCCAGACAACUCCUGCCAGGACUGAGCCAGAAUACCAGGGGUCAGAGAUCAAACCUAUGCCUGAUUCGUUCUAUGCCAAGUUCUGCAACCACUGGGUUGCUUUGAUUGGUGCAUUGUGCUCUGUGGUGAUUAUGUUUGUUAUCCAGUGGGAGUACGCCUUGGCAAACAUAAUAGUGGCUCUGAUUCUCUUUCUCUACAUUGGGAAAACAAGCCCUGGACUCCCCAUAGGAGUUGCAGCUCGCUUCAGCCUCUUUACAUGGCUCAGGUCCACCCUCAGCCACAUCGGCCGGGGCGAGCCACGUCCUCGCGACCAGAUUGUGGUGACACCUUCUCUGUCUGGCGUUGGCAUGGAAACCAAGCAGUUGACAGAGGAGAAUGUGGAUUUUGCUUCCAGGGACCGUUACCACCAGUCUUUCUUCAUGGAUCCUGGCACCGGUCAGAACAUGCACAUCUUAUUCAAGACUGACAGCUGGACACCAGAAGAAAGCAUGAUCCCCUCCACUGAGCCUCUGAGCUCCACUGUGAUGGGGACCACUGAAGCCACCACACAGUGGGAGGGCCAGACCCCAGACCCCCUCACUGACACCUACACUGCCCUCCCAGGGAGAUACAGGGCGGUGACAGAGGAGCAGAUGCUCCAGGACAGCCCAGACACGGCACUCAUGCUGGGGGACUCCACAGAGAUGAGGACUCUGGGUCUAUCUGUCCACACAGACAAUGAUGAGGUGAAGACAGAGAUGAGGACUGUGGGUCUAUCUGUCCACACAGAUAACGAUGAAGUGAAGACAGAGAUCAGGACUGUGGGUCUACCUGUCCAAACAGAUAACGAUGAAGUGAAGACAGAGAUCAGGACUGUGGGUCUACCUGUCCAAACAGACAAUGAUGAGGUGAAGACAGAGAUGAGGACUGUGGGUCUAAAUGUCCACACAGAUAACGAUGAGGUGAGGACAGAGAUAAGGACUGUGGGUCUACCUGUCCAAACAGACAAUGAUGAGGUGAAGACAGAGAUGAGGACUGUGGGUCUAAAUGUCCACACAGAUAACGAUGAGGUGAGGACAGAGAUAAGGACUGUGGGUCUACCUGUCCACACAGAAAGCACCUACAUCUCUUCCACCAUCACUCGGGCCGGGGAGAGGACCCUGCUGUCUGUCACCUCCAACAGCACCUCCACCUAUACAGAAGAUUCAAACCCCUCACAGUCUUCCUCCUGGGGGCUCACGGCCGGGGUCACAGGGUCUCGGGACCAUAACGACAGGCUUUCCUCCACCAAGGCUGAUGGUCUGGACUCUACUUCCCAGUCCCACCACCCUGCUAACUCCUCGUAUGAGACAGAGGGCCCUGGCCUCUCCCCAGUUACAGUCCCCCUGACAGGGCCACCUAGCGCCACUGAGCAAAACACCACUUCCUCUGCGGAGGACUCCUCGCCCAACUCCACCCCCCCCCUCGACGUGCUCGACAACAACACCAGGCGGCAGGCAGACUCAGCAGACCCCGGCCACUCUUCAGGAGGCGGGACCACUCCGGCAGAGGGUGAGGUGUCCUCGUCUUCAUCCCCCCCUGCCCCAUCGACAGAGGAUCGACCCACCAACACCACCCAGCUGGGUGGGAGUUCCUCCAGCAGCAUUGGGACCUCCACACAGUCUUCCACAGGGGAUCUCGGCACCCAGAGCCAGGGUAGGACAGAGGGGAUGACCUCCCAGACGGCCUGGGCUGAGGAGACAACCAGGCUGGGUCUGACCACCACACCACCCAGGGGCAGAGACGGCGUCACCUCGGUGGAUGACUCGCUGUCCAGGUUCUUGUCCAGUCAGCCCCCCUUCACCCCAGACACCCCCAGGCUAGGACUGGCCACUGAGGCCCAGGCCACUACUCCCAGCACCUCCACGCACGGGACCCAGGUCACGGAGGUGGAUGAGGAAACCCAUCGGGCCACGGCUGCUGCCGAAACCACCCCGACCCCACCUCUGGUCACCACCUGGACAGUCGAGCCCCCUAGUAGCAGCACCCAUUUGGAGGCCCACACCCAGCGCACCACCCCCUCCACAACCACUGACUCCAGCCUGGGCCAGCAGGCCUCGGCCUCCACCUCCCAGCACCAAGGGGGCAGUGGAACCCAGGCGCCGACUCCGACCCAGAGGCCCUCCACAGGGACGUCUCCAACAGACACCACCACGAGGCACCUGGAGACCUCCACCGCCACUCCAGACAACCACACCACCCACAGCCACCACACCACAGCCUUGAGCAUCAGGACCACCCCCACCAGAAGCACGCUAGCACACACCACGAGCACAAGCCGGGACACGGAAAGGGCCACCACGGAGGUGGGGGUCACCACCGCUCAGAUGGACGUCAGGUCGACGCCCACAGCAGGCAGAGCAUGUUCUCCUAACCCCUGCGUGAAUGGAGGGAUGUGUGUGACCCACGGUGAGACCGACUUCACAUGCCACUGUCUGCAAGCAUGGAGUGGACCGACCUGCAGGAAUGAUGUAGACGAAUGCCAGAAUGACCCGUGCCCCCUGGUGUCCAGGUGUGUGAACACCCGCGGUUCCUUCAGCUGUGAGUGUCCCCUGGGACUCGACCUGGAGGACGGACGCACCUGCACCAGGGCCAAGACAUUCCUGGGGACGUUCCGUGUCAACAACCCCCGCUUUGACGCCGUGCUCUCUAGGAGCACCACCCUGCAUGAGAUCCAGAGAGAGAUCCUCCAGCUGCUCAACGCCUCCCUGUCCAUACUGCCCGGUUACAGCCGCUCCACUCUAAGUAAAAGGGAGGAGGACGGCCUGCGCUUCUCUGCUGUCAACAUGUUCGCCGCUUCCACGGAGGUCACCGGCGCCCAGGUCUACCACAGCAUCCAGAUGACGCUCAGGAACUGUAGCUCCGCCUCCGCCCACUGCCAAGAGGUCCUCCAUCAUCAGCUGUCCUAUCACGAGGAGAGUCUGUGUCUGGCCCAAAAGGUUCUGUGUGACACGGAGCGCUCCGACUGCUCUGACUCUAGUGGCACGGCGUACUGCCGAUGCCGACCUGGCUACUUUAAACUCAACCCCGAAGACAUGUCCUGUAUAGAAUGCGGCGAUGGCAGCAAACUGGAAAAUGGCACGUGUGUCCGGUGCACAUUUGGAUUUGGAGGAUUUAAUUGUGGGAACUUUUACAAGCUGAUUGCUGUGGUCGUUUCUCCAGCGGGGGGAGCUCUGCUCCUCAUUCUCAUCAUUGCUCUCAUUGUCACCUGCUGCAAGAAAGACAAGAACGACAUCAACAAGAUUAUCUUCAGGAGUGGAGAUUUCCAGAUGUCUCCCUAUGCUGAGUUUCCCAAGAGCAACCCCAGAGUUUCCACGGAGUGGGGCCGCGAGGCCAUCGAGAUGCAGGAGAACGGCAGCACCAAGAACCUGCUGCAGAUGACUGAUAUAUACUACUCAGGUCUACCUAGCUUCAACACAGUGUGCUACCUGCAAAGACACAUCCGGAGCAUGUCAACGGUGGGGAGCCCCUUCUCCUCCUCCAGUGGACAGUCGGGGUCACAUAUCACCGGCAUCCUGCUGCUCUUCAUCCUCUGUCCAAAUGAUAUAUAUCCAUCCAAAAUGUCCCCACUGUAACUCUGGGUCGACAUCUACACAGUCAUCUCAUUCUACAUGACAACUACAAUUAACCUUAGGGUUGGUCAGACACUCAACAGAGAGCUGUUUUUAUUUUUGCUCAAAGCUGAGAAAUAUAUUGAAGACGUUAUGACAGACUACCAGCAAUUAUAGGUUUCACGACCACACUAUUAUUUGAAGAAUCAAGAAUCUGGACGAAUCAAUUAACCUUUUGUUAAGCUUGUGUACAUCUUAUGAUGCGCUGAUAUUAGUUCUUGUGGUAGGCCUACCUGCAUUGCAGAUCUUUUCUGUGUGAAAUGAUGUCAUUGCACUUCCUUGAGAACACAUACAGCGGCAUAUUUUACAAUGUUCCAUCUUCUAUAUGAUAUUGCUGUCAUUGAUGCAUUGUUCUGUCAGUAUAAUUAGGUAGCCUAAUAUUGAAAUUUAGAUUAUGUUAUUGUAUAUGUUUGCUAAAUACCAAUAGUUUCUUAGCACGAACCACUGAAAUACUCUUUGAACUGUGCACUUCCAGUGAUUAUGUGUUAUUUGGAGGCAUCACUUAGGAUAAAAGUGUCUGAUUAUUGAAUGCAUGUUAAUGCAAUGCAAUACCUUUGACACAAUAAACACAUGUCAAAUGUU